Molecule: messenger RNA, 1452 nt
Organism: Thelazia callipaeda (thelaziosis nematode)
Lineage: Eukaryota; Metazoa; Nematoda; Chromadorea; Rhabditida; Thelaziidae
Source: the annotation of a GenBank genome assembly
UUGAAGAUUGAAGACAUAACAUGCGUUGGAGCAGGUUACGUUGGUGGACCAACUUGUGCCGUAAUCGCAUAUAAAUGCCCAGAAAUACGAGUUACUGUAGUAGAUAUGAAUAAAGAAAAAAUCAGACAAUGGAAUUCGGACCAUUUGCCUAUUUUUGAGCCAGGUCUCGAUGAAAUAGUAAAGUUAUGUCGUGGAAAAAAUUUGUUUUUUUCUGAUGAUAUACCAACAGCUAUACGAAAAGCACAACUCAUUUUUAUGUCUGUUAAUACGCCAACAAAAACAUAUGGUAGAGGAAAAGGAAUGGCACCCGAUUUGAAAUAUGUGGAAUCGGUUUCUCGUGCAAUAGCAGAACAUUCACUGAGUCCCAAAAUUGUAGUUGAAAAAAGUACUGUACCAGUGAAGGCUGCUGAGAGCAUCAAUGCAAUACUGAAUGAAGCUCAUAAAAAGAACUCCAGACUCUCAUUUCAGAUUCUAUCGAAUCCAGAAUUUUUAUCGGAAGGGACUGCGAUAAAUGACUUAUUAAAUCCUGACCGCGUUUUAAUUGGUGGAGAAAGUUCAUCUGAUGGUUUGGCAGCUACAGCUCAACUAAUUCAAAUUUAUGAACACUGGGUACCUCGAGAUAAGAUUAUUACAACAAAUACUUGGUCUUCAGAACUUUCGAAAUUGGCAAUUAAACUUAUGUCGGUUUUUAUUUUCCAGACAGCUAAUGCAUUUCUGGCACAGCGGAUUUCAAGUAUAAACGCUGUAUCUGCAAUAUGUGAAGCAACUGGUGCUGAUGUAAGAGAAGUUUCAUACGCGGUAGGUCGAGAUUCGCGGAUUGGAAAUAAAUUUCUUCAAGCGAGUGUUGGUUUUGGAGGCAGCUGUUUCCAAAAAGAUGUUCUGAGCCUUGUUUAUAUAGCGGAAUCUCUAAAUCUUCAUGAAGUAGCUGAUUACUGGCUGCAAGUUGUUGAAAUUAAUAAAUGGCAGCGAAGGCGUUUUGCAGAUAAGAUUAUUUCUGAAAUGUUUGAUACAGUAUCAAAUAAAAAGAUUGCAAUAUUUGGAUUUGCCUUUAAAAAAAAUACGGCUGAUACAAGAGAAUCUUCAGCCAUCCACGUCGUGAAAUACUUGUUAGACGAAGAUGCUAGAGUAGCUGUUUAUGAUCCAAAAGUGUCGGAGUCACAAAUGUUGUACGAGCUUAAUCAGAUUUCAUCUAAAGAAACUGUUGAUAAAUUAUUUACAUACCAGAAUGACCCAUACGAAGCGGCUAUGAACUCACAUGCAGUAGUUGUCCUUACUGAAUGGGAUCAAUUUAAAGAUUAUGAUUAUAAACGUAUAUUCAAAUCGAUGGCACAACCAGCUUCAGUGUUUGAUGGGAGGUUAAUUCUCGAUCAUAAAAAAUUGCGUCAAAUUGGUUUUCGUGUAUUUGCUAUUGGUACUGCAUCACCUCAAUCAUGCAAGAACUGCUACAAGUAA